AUGUCGCAGGGUUUCUUAAGGAGAAGAUUUUACCCUCUUAGUGAUAUCUUAUCUAUUUCACAAAAGGGAACAUGGCAAUCCAACCCCCUACCUAUCCAGAAUCUUAAGCUAGUGCUUCAACUUACGAGUCCUUCGAAUCUAGUUACAACUCCCUGGCAAUAUAAUAUUCUUGCUAGUAUAGCCCACUGGAUACUUCUUGCUGGAUAUCUAGUAAUACCUAGAACGUUCAUAUCUCUACAAAAGUCUAACGCUAUCCAAGAUGGUCUCGCCGAAAAUGAAGUAGGGAAGUGGAUUUUGAAUACUAUCCAAAAUCCUCCGCUUCUCGCAACAGUAUACGUACUAUUUGUCUCGGGCUUGGCGAUCAUGAGUUGGCUGUUCUGGGAAUAUCGGGAUAAUUAUAUUUAG
Molecule: messenger RNA, 405 nt
Organism: Penicillium coprophilum
Lineage: Eukaryota; Fungi; Ascomycota; Eurotiomycetes; Eurotiales; Aspergillaceae
Exons: 2
Coding region: 1-405 (134 amino acids)
Source: RefSeq, a predicted model, not a curated record